AUGCUCCGGGGCACGCAUGUGGCUGCAGCGAUGGCUGCUGCUACCCCUGUUGCAAGUAAGGGAGGGCCCCCAGGUUAUUGCGCGACAGCAAGCCGAGUCGCUAUGAGGCUUCGGUUGCAACACACUUCUGUUGCAACAUCACGAGCUAGCUUCACAGCAGCGUGUGGCUCCCUCCUCAGCAGCAGGAGCAGCAACAGCACUCCUAGAAGUGUACUGCUCUGUUGCAGCUGUUGCAGCAAGUGCGGUAACCAACGUUGGUUUUCCUUUUUGCGGGACCCGCAAUCGCUUAAGCGCGUCCUAGCAGAACUGGCCGCUGCUGAGAAGGCAGCUGAGCAGCACAGCAACAUUAGCAGCAGUGGCAUCGAAGGCGAUGAGAAGGCCCUUGCAGAUCCCUGCCCCUCUUCUUACGAAGAAAAUGAGGAAUUCUGCCUCCACAGCAGCUACGCAAGCUGCAAUAACGGCAGCAGCAUCAGCGAUAGUAGCAGCCGCAGCAGGGUCACGGCUAAGUGCAGCAGCCAUGAUGAAGGCGACAGCGACGAACCUCCACCUGUGCAGGUACGUGCGGAGGUCGUUCUGUCCAGGGAACAGCAAAUGAUGCUUGAUGAAGCGGAAGCUUCCGCAGCCGCCACUGCAGCAGCAGACAGACAGAAACGCUUUUUGGACUCUGUUGCUGCUGCUGAAUCAACAGAGGGUGGAUUGCGUGGAGCACUGCAGCAGUCUUUCGAUGCUCUGCUGCCUCCCAGCGUGACAGCAGCAGCAGCGGCACCAAGACCGUCAGAAGCAGGAGGGCCGCACGCAACUGGAGACGCAGCAGGAGGAUCAACUGCUUCAGCAAGAGCAUGCGACGCUGGUGGGUUUGUUUGGAACGAAACAGAUGAAGCUGCUCUAACACCUGCUCAGCGGUUCUACAGGGACAAUCGCGAGCUGCUGUUGCAGAGGGCAGAGCAGUACCUGCGAGGCAAGCAAGCAGCAGCAGCAUCAGCAACUGGCGGUGCUUCUGCUGCUGAUGAGGAGGAAUGGGAUGAUGCUGCAAGGACGCUUGAAGAGGACUGGAAGGCAUACUUUAAUCCCGUACACAAACAGCCCAAGGGCUUCAGGUGGCCAGUUGCUGAUACAGCAGAAUCUUCUGCGGCUGCAGCACCUCCUCUUAGGAGCACCAGUAGAGUGAACGGUAGCAGCAGCAGUGCAUGCAUGAGCAGCAACUGCCCUAGCAGCGAGAGCAGCAGUACAGCAGCGCGCAUAUGCAGCAGCCUGGGCGGCAGCAUGCUGACACUGAUUCUCUUUACGUGCCUCAGAGACAUGGAGUUCCGCAAGGGCCAAUAUCCAUCUUUGGAAGAAUUCAAAUCUCUUCUUGCUCAGGAAGGCGUCAAGGAUGUGGUCUGUUUAAAUCUGGAGGCGCUCAGUCGAAGAGACUUGGGGCUUGUCGCCCUUAUCGGGACAUGCGGAACAGCCGCUCACUGCAGCGUGGAACGCAUUUGGAGAAGCACAGGCGAGCUGCAGGAGCAGCAGCAACAGGCACACGAAGGGUCUGAUGAAGACCUGCUGCUGCUGCCAUCGACCGGCGAACAAGAGGACAUGCUGCAGCAACACCAGCGGCUAGUGUUACAGCAGCUGCAACAGCUGCAGCAGAAACAGGAAGAGCAAUCUUGA
Eimeria maxima is the source of this 1650-nucleotide messenger RNA. RefSeq lists its product as hypothetical. The transcript has 4 exons. The record is from RefSeq and is a predicted model, not a curated record. The coding region runs from base 1 to 1650 and encodes 549 amino acids. Lineage: Eukaryota; Apicomplexa; Conoidasida; Eucoccidiorida; Eimeriidae.